Molecule: messenger RNA, 13822 nt
Organism: Pelobates cultripes (western spadefoot toad)
Lineage: Eukaryota; Metazoa; Chordata; Amphibia; Anura; Pelobatidae
Source: the annotation of a GenBank genome assembly
UGCUUCCGAUGGUGGCUCAGCGGUAACAUGUUACACUGUUGAGAUGUCAAAGCCCGAACACGAAGAUCGGGGACAAGUCUACCAAGGUCUUGAGCUAGAAUGCACAGUGAGCAACCUCUUGCCUGGGCAGACCUACAGCUUCUGGGUCAGAGCUGCCAAUAAAGCGGGGGUACGUUGUCAUACUACUUGUUGGUAUAUGUCUGUCGCAAUGUAUUUAUUUUGUAUCAGUCCUUAUUUGUGUGUUUUUAUUUAUUUAUUUUUUACUUAUAGUGCGGACCCUUUUCAGAAAAAUCUGAAUUCUGCACAGCUCCUGGGCCACCUGAACGAUGCAAAAUGCCCUUAUUGAUCUGUAAGACGGCAAACUGCGUACUAGCUAGCUGGGAGGUAGGCGUGUUUCCUUUACCCAACUCUUUUGUGUUGAGAGUUUUGUUAUGUUUAGUUUAGUAUGAGGAUCAGUAUAUUAGAAACACCUCUAUUCUCUUGGCAAAGUAAACUAGUGACCCUUCACAUGUCUAGGUUUUUGUUAAAGGAACACUCUUAGUCUGCUGUAGUGGUUAUGGUGUCAGGUGUGCCCUCCCAGGUUACAUAGUCAAAUGUUUGCAAAAUGGCUUGACCACUUGCCUGGAGUCUGCUGGGUUACAGUUGUAGCUUCCUGAGAACGUGUAUCCUUGCAGCACCUUCCUGUAACUCCAGUGAGCUAAGACCUGCGGUGCAGAGCCGGUUCAUUGAUUGUCAGCCAAUAAGCUUUGCACUCUCUGGGUAACUAGCACUGUUACUGACUAUUGGGCAUUUCACAAAGUUACUUUCUGUUUGUAGGAAUUUCCGUUUUCUGCAAAUUCCUACUGAAGGCAAAAAUAAUAGUAAUGCAGAUGAUCAUGCAUUUGCAUGGUUACACUGUUUCUUAAUGCAUUCAAACUAUUUGCAGUGAAGGAGGUUUUAAGGUGUUUUUUCUCCACAAUUGAAAGCUGUUGAAUGUCUCAAAUUUAGUUUUUUUGGCAUGAAAUUUCAUCCUUCUCUAAUCAUUCACUGAAUAGUUUUAUAAUCACAUAUCUAUGUACAUUUUAAGGGCAUACUGUAUACUUCAUAGUCCAGGGGUAAGCAACCUUCGGCACUCCAGAUGUUCUGGAAUACAUCUCCCACAAUACUCUUACAGCCAUGAAGCUGGCAAAGCAUCAUGGAAGGUGUAGUCCGAAACCUCUGGAGUGCCAAAGGUUGCCUAUCCCUGCUACAGUAUUGUUAACAUGUAGUUAAGUUGUUUUGUGAGUAUACAGUAAAAAUAAUUAUUAAGUGAAUGGCAAGCAAUAAAAUGUAUUUAUUUAGCUCUAUGCUGGUUGAUAAGCCAACCCAAUUUUUCCCUAUCAUUUUCUGUAUUUAAUCUGUUCUUAAACUCAUGGUAUGCUCUCUUAAGUGGAUUUAAUUCCCCUGCCUUCUGCUCUUGGAAUGUGUGUGGCAUCAGCGGCUGGACAGAGCAGCUGCAGUGGCCAAGGAUAUUUGUUUACGAACUGUGAUUUAAAGAGGCAGUGUGCUUCUGUUUGUAUUGUCGUUGACAUUCUUUGUUUUCUUGAAGGUUCCUUUAUGCAACGGUUCAGAAGUCACCGAAUACAGGUUAGAAUGGGGAAGGAUGGAUGGAUGCAUGCAGAUAGUUUACGACGGCUCAUUUUCGAGCUAUGAAAUCAAAGGCCUUACACCGGCAACUACAUAUUACUGCAGAGUCCAGGUAGUGACACCAGAUAAUUGUUUUUUAUUUGAAAAAGAAUAACUAACAAUAUUUAUUUUGCUUUUUCCUAUUCCACCCACCCUACCCUGUCCUCUUUUUCCUUUACUCUCCAUCCUUUCUUCAUCUCUUUUUUCUUUCUCGCUCUCUCUCUCCCCCUCUCCCUGUUAACCUCUUUACAAUUUGUUUGUGUGUGUGUGUCUGUCUGUCUGUCUAUUGAUAUGACUGUCUCUAAUUUUCUUUUAAUCUUUGUGAAAUGGUAAAUACAGUGUAAAUCUUUUAAAAGAUAUAAAGAAAUGCUUCUCCUUUCAGGCUGUUAAUACAGCUGGAGCCGGACUAUUUGGAGAUACUGCCGUGGUGACCACUCCAGCGUCUGUUCCAGCUGCUGUGUCAAUUUUACAAGUGGUCGAUGAAGAACUUUUAGAAGCCUCACUUCCUUCCCCAUCCGAGUGCCUUGCGAUUGCCUGGAAAGAGCCAUGUUGCAAUGGGUCCGAUAUAACUGGCUAUAACAUAGAAUAUGGGGAUAAGCAGCAGCUAACCGUAGACUGUGUUACCAGCUGUAUUUUACAGAACCUGAUCCCUGAUCGCACCUACAGGUAAUAUAUUUACUGUGCAUUUACUAAUCACAUAAACCCCACAGAUGUUUUAUUUUUUUGUGUUGCCCAAUGGUUCGGAUAAUGUCAUCUGAUAUUCUUUUUGCUGGAUUACAGUUGGGAGUGGGAAAGGUUGUCCAUUACUGCACUUAAAAGUAAAUACUUCAAUAUUGCACAAAAGCUAUUUUUAUUUUUUUUAAAUUCUUUAUUUUAUUUGUGCAUGUGAUUAUUAAGUGUGUUUGCUUUUCCACAACAGCUGGAGCAAACUAGGUGGUAUACACAUGAAAACAGUAUUAUGGCAUUGAAAGCUUUGCACAUUUUUUAAAAAUUAAGUAGUCAGGAUGAACAUGUAUGACAUCACGCUGUGAGAUACAUAGUUGUAACUAAGAGUAGUUAAUCAUCGUGCGAGGUAAACGUCCCUAUCAAACAUGCCAUCUGUUUAUAACUUGGAUUAAAGAUAGACAGGUAUAGCACAGUACAUGGUAAGAUACAUUAACAGCAAUAAUAUGGUAGGCAUUAACAAUACACAUGCGUUAUCCAUGUAGCUGAAAGCAGGGGAAACUCCUAUGCACUGGGGUUACUACGUGUACUAUGUACCUAUGGAAAUGUCAAGUUGUCUUAGUGCUAGAGUGUUAGUCUGCAAAAUAAGUAAUAAGAGGCAUAAGGUCACACUACAGCAUGUACGAGAGCAACAACACUUGAUAAUCAGAUAAACAGAUUGCAUGCAAUUGUACUGUGAGAAUUUUGCAUUUCGUGGCUUGACGAUGAGGAAGCCCAUUUUUAUAUGGUAAUUUUAAUGUUGAGCGGAGAUGUCUAAUUAAUUGGGGAAACAACACAUUCAAACAUAGAUUAACUGCUAGACCUGGUGAAUAACUGUUAACUGAGUAAUGCCACUGGGUGCCAAACGCUUGGGGGAAUUGAUGUACAGGGUCAAAAUGAGAAAGCAACAUGGAUUAUUGCCUGCAGAAAGUUAAAAAGCUAAGGCUGCAGACAAGAAAUAAUUAAUUAGAGGGUUCAGCCUACUCCUUUCAUAUUGUGAAUGUUGCCAAGGUAAAAGUAACGGCACAUAUCCCACUUAUCUGCUCCCCACCAGCUCCAAGCCCCCCUAGAGUCCAAUGCUCUAGCUGCACGGGUCUCCUCAUGAGUGACAAUCCAGUGUUGUGGAGACGGGCCCCUACAGCUCCCAGCAUGGGUGCAGUCUCUUUUUAUGCCGUUGUGAGGUCGAUCAGGGCUAGUAAUCUUGACAGGGCUUUGGUGCCUGGUUGAUGUACGCGUCGGGUCUCGCUGAGCGGGAACUCUCCGACCGCAACUGAAUGCAGGGGUGCGGCGGCAGGCUGCUAUGUUCAGUGUGCUGCGAGCCUGUGUCUUCUGCGUCCCCGGCCUUCUCCUCCUAACCCUCCGGUGUUGGUGGUCACAUGUCUGCGGCGUUGGUGGCUUUAGCCCCCCCACCUUCGACCUUCUGCGGUGGCCAUGUGGGUGUGUUCCCACCACGUGUUGCCGGCUCUCGGGUCGGAUCUCGGGGACGUUACCCAGGCGAGUGGUGAGUACGCGGACAUCCAGUUUUGCACAGAAUUGGGCACAUAUUCUGUCAAAGGCCUGCAGGAACGUGUCACCACAGGUAAGCGGUUGUGGAGUGGUCUGCGGAGCAGCAGGCUGUUGUGCAGCGGCCAUCUUGGGUAUGAGGCAGGCUUCAAUCUCUGGUUUCGCUGCAGGUUGCAGUGCUUAUAGUGUGACCCAGAUGAAUGCCAGUGGGGACCGGGAUAACCCCCACACCGGGGAAACAGGGCUCAGAGGUCGAUGGGUUUCAGGCCCGUACAGGGGGUCGGCCGCCCCCCCAACCCCCACCACAGGUGAGUUGAAAGGGUGAGUUUGCAAUGAGGUCUUCUUUGAGGUCUGUGCCCUUCAGAGUUGCAGCAAAGCCGGUCGAGUUUGUCUCUGGGUGUUCCUCAGAAGGGUUAAGUGUGUUUGUGCCAUAAGUAAGAUACCAAACUUUAAGAUUAGGAUCAGGAUUCUGGUAUCCUUGAGGAGCUUCAGUUACAUGCGACCAUCUUGGGCUCCAGUCAGGCCCCGCCCCCACGAAAGCUAUUUAAUCGCAACUUAAUAUCCAUUAAUUAAUGCUACCAUUAUGGCACUAGAUAUUUGUGUGUUGCAUUUCCCCCUGGGCUCGUCCAGCCUGUGUUUAUGGGAAGAACAAGUUUAGAACCAAUGAAUUUAAAAAUCAGGUUGGGAACUUUAUUUGAUGACUGUAUAUUUACAGCUUGCUGGUAAAUUUCAAACAUAGUUAAUUAUUUUGUGGCCCUUAAACUCUUGUGCAAAGCUUGUGGUGCUCAGAGUCAGAAAUUAAUUUUAUUGCAAGAAAUAUUAAACAAACAGUUUCUUCACUUAUUAAAAAAGGAAAAUGGCAACUUGUGUGGCCGGAAAAAUUAUAAAGUAUUUAAAAGAAAAAGGGUAAUUUACUAAGAUCAAAGGAUAGACUACAAAUAUGGUUCAUACAGAAUAGGUUAAAUUGUCUGUGAGUUAAAGAAUAUAGGCAGGGAAAACCUUGAAAUGUGUCUUAUGAGAUAUCUGCUUCCAUUUGCAUUGUUUUAUAUGACGAUGUCCUGAAAUUGCAUCUUAAAAUACCAGCCCUCCACUGAAUCUCUGUCAGCCAGAAACACAGCCAGUGCCUGGCUAAGCUUAGUGGUAAUAGUAGUUCAGUAAGAGAUGGAAUUCUGGAAUUUUGAUAAUACUUCCAUAAUGCCCCUACAUGUUCUUUUGAGCUCUGCCGGGUAUAAAGUGUGCAUAUGCGGUUCAGACUGAUAUCUGUGUUCAAUGUUUGGAAAAUCGUUUAAAAAAUGAAAUUACUUUUCCUUUCUUGCAGGAUACGGAUCCAGGCCAUAAACAGUUUUGGAGCAGGUCCUUUUAGCCCGUCUAUUAAAGCCAAAACCAAACCACCACCUCCUAACCCUCCCCCUCUGGAAUGUGUAGUUUUCAGCCACCAAAGCCUUAAGUUGAAAUGGGGUGACGGAUCGAGCAAAGCUUUAGCAACUGAAACUUCACAGUUCAAUUUACAAAUGGAGGAUAAGCUCAGCAGGUGAGUAGCUGGCUGGGGCUUGAGAACUGAUUAAUGAAUGACUCAUCAAUCCUGCAUGUUACCAGCUCAUUAGUGACAUAAAGGUAAUUGGUUAAAAUUUAACGUUGAGAGAUUCAGGUUCUCCAGACAUUAGCGAUGGUUUCUGUUAAUGGGCACAGAAUCAACUAAUUAAUCUUCUGGAGGUUUAAAAGCUCUGUUUGCUCAUUACUUUCAGCAGUUUGGCGCUGGGUCUCCUCACAGCUUGAAAGACAUGAGCUGGUGCAUUCUACAGCAUUUAUUUUCACUUGUUUCUAAGGAAAAUUAACAAUACAGUGCUUUUUUCUUUAAAUUAUUUUACUUUUAAAAGGAUACUAUAGGCACCCAUACCACUCCAUCUCAAUAAAGUGGUCUGCGUGUCAGGACCCCCUCUCCCGUCAUUCUAAUGUUGCAACUGAAAAUAUUGCCGUUCUGCAGAACUGCAGAGUUUAUAUGCCUAUGGUACAGGGGUAGGCAACCGUCGGUACUCCAGAUGUUGUGUAAUACAACUGUCAGGAUUAUAGUUGAUCCAGCACGCAGAAUUGUAUCACACCUAAAGACUAAGGAUUACGUCUAACCGGACUUAACGUACCGAAGAAUAGUCAAAAUAAUUGCAGAGGUCAGGGACACAGAAUGAGACGCAACGAUGAGGAAAGACAGAAGUCAAGAAUACCAGAAAUCAGGGAAGUCAAAACAAAGCCAUAGUCAAAUACCAGAAAAACCAUGAUCAGGAACACACUCUCGGAUAACCAGCUAGUGGAAACCACGACAGGACACUGGUAAAACCAUAAUUUGGGUUUAAAUAACCCUCGAUAGGCUGUAAUUGGCUGUCUCUGACCUCUGUCCCCAAAAUGUAUGUGCACGUCUAUGACGUGACGUCGCACACAUGUUGGAGCCAUCUUUAAGUUUAUUAUAAAAUGCUGAUCCACAGUGACCGGCAUUCCUAAGAACGUCGCACCCACUGGGGACCGGAACGGAGGGAGACCGGGCAGCUGCCUUCCGCGAUCAAGGUAAGUUUCAAACCUUUCUGUCCGCGUGGCUGCCUAGUUUAUGUGCAGCCACGCCGACAGGAGAACCGUGACAACAACUCCCUUGAUGCUUUGCCAGCAUUAGGACUUUAAAAUGAUUAUCUCAGUCGAGGAAGCUGUGAUAACUAUAGAGUCCAGUGCUGUAAGGGAAAAAAGGUAAGUAAAAUACCACCCCACCCCCCUCUACAGUUUGGGGGCCGUUAAUUUAAAAGGCCACCAGGCCACUAUAACGUUAGGAAUAUACACCUUUAAACUUGGUGCUGCUUCCGUCUACUUAGUGUAGCAACCAGCCCCUCUACUACAAUGGAAUCUACACAUAAUUAGAGAUUGUAUUUAUUUAUAAUAUAUAAUUUGUGUGAAUUGUCACUUGUUAAAGGCUAGAGAUGAGUGGGAAUUUUAAGCUGUGUUCUAUAUACCUAAAUCACUUACUGAACCUCCUACCUGUAAUGUAACUUGUAAAGUACAAAGUGCAACUAUUUACACUAUGCAAAUUAAAAAAAAAAAUACAGUAAUAAAAAAGAAAUAAUAGUUUUGGCAAAAUGAAACACAAGACUGUUUAUUCAAAGCACACUGCAUUGUAGUAAAUUGUAAACGUUAUAAAUAAUUCUCCAGUACCAAUAUUGUCAAACUUUUGGUGAUUUAGGCCGAGGCUCAAGUUUGACCAACUUAACGGGUUCAUCAGUCAGGCUGCCUGGGUCUGUCAGUUUUUCAAAAGUGGUCUGCAGUGGUGUACUGCGGGCGGGGGUGUGAGGAGUUUAGUGGGUCCGCCCCGGGUACCACCAAUUAGGUGGGGGCCAUGAUCCUGGUCUGGGUGCUGGAGGGGGAUGUGUGAACUGUACCCCAUGACAGCUGGGGUGCCGGGCGGCCGGCACAGCUCACAAGUGUAGAGACCAGCAAUUACUAGCUGAACUGGCCGCACGGAAGGAAAGUGGAGGCAUAGCUAAGAAAAGCCAGGGCAGGGUCAAACCGGCAGCGGGGACAGAGCUUAACAAGGCCCUUACCCGAUGUUGCUACUGCUGCACAUGGAGGUGCAGCAAGAAGGAAUCCCUGCUUCUCCAACUAACUAGGUAUGCCCCUGGUAGUCUGUAUAGUGGAGUGGCACCACAUCAACACAAAAACGAGCCUGGCUGACCUUGAACAUGUGGAGACGGAGGGGUUGACCCCUGCUUUGGUGUGGCUCGAAGACAAAAUGGCUAAUUUGUUAUCUCUAAUCUUUAAAAUUUCAUCUCUAAGAUCUCCCUUGUGUGUGUUUUUUUUUAUUUUAAUAUUGCUACUGUUUGCUUAAUAAUUUGUCAUGUUGAAAACAAACCUAUUAGGGCCAAUAUAAAAGAUUGAAUCCUUCUAUUCCUAGGUUUUUUACAAUCUACAAUGGUCCAUGCCACACAUUCAAGGUUCAAAGAUUAAAUGAAUCAACUACAUAUAACUUCAGAAUCCAAGCCUACAAUGAUGCAGGAGAGGGGCCAUUUUCUGACGUUUACAACUUUACUACAACCAAAUCUCCACCAGCGGCAUUAAAAGGUGGGAAAUUCGGACUGGUUAGGUUUUUUUCAAAAGUCUAUCUGGCAGAGUGUGGAAAAAAAAAAUGUUUUAGCCCUCCAUAAACUGGUUGCUUCCAUGAUUAGCUUUGCAAUGACAGAAGGCAGUAAGUAUAGAUCUGAAGAAUAUUGAAAAUAACUACUUUUUACCUACAUGUAUAGCGUAGCCUACAUACUACAUACUGAUUGUUUUGUCAUCCAAUAAAGGAUUUAGUGAUCAAACCAACCAAACAUUUAGAUGUUUAUUAAUAAAAAGUUAAUAACAUUAUCACUGCUAGCGGUCAAGUGUCAGCUAGGUUGCAAAAUGUCCAUGUUGGAAGUAUUCUUUAUCUUAUCUAAUGUGAACAAAGUUUUACAAGUCCUGUUAUCAAGUGACCACAAUGUGCUUUGUUAUAAUGCAGAAUGCGAUUGUUUGCUUUUUAAAGUGCCAAGUAUUUCAUUUAUUGCUUGUGCUGAUAAAUUUAUGGCUUUAACAUAAUUUAUGAUUUUCAGCAACUAAUGUCCGUACUAGUUCACGUCUAGCCUUUGUGUGCCUCUGUAACCGUACCACGGGUAAUGACCCACUACAAAUAUGUCCAUCGACAAAUGGUAUUCACAGCAUCUCACAAGGCCAGUGUGCUUUUGCAUUACUAUAUAUUGUGAGAAGCGACAUGUGUUACAAAUGAGUAGCUGGAGGCAAGCACCUGUUUUGGAGAAGGCAGGUGUGAUCUUCAUUUAAAAGCAUAUUUUAUUCCAUAUAUUUUCAUGUGAUUUCACCGUAGGUUGAUUGUUUUUCCCACAUCUUGUAUUUAAGUAUGACAUUGAUGUAACUUAUGAGUUUCCUUUGAUUUACAGCACCUAAAGUACAACAGAUUGAACCUUAUUUGUGUGAAGUUACCUGGGAGGCUUUGCAGCCCAUGCGAGGAGAUUCCAUUGUUUACAUCCUUCAACUUACCAACGGGAGAGAGAUCGAUCAGGUAUGUAAUGAAAUUGUGAAAUAAUUGUAUUACAUUUUAUAGUUAUUAAAUUUAUAUGGUGUAUUUUAUAAUAUACCAUAUAGGUAUUAAUGAUGUAUGUGCACACAGUCAGGGGACUGGGAUGGCCAUGGCAGAACCCUGAUUUUGUGGUCAGUAAAUGUUCAUUUUAAUGUAUGUUUUUGAUCAUUGUCUUGCUGGAAGAGCCAACCAUGGCCCAUUUUAAGAUGUCUGGCAAAGGCAGAUGAAUCCAUGCAUCUCUGUAAGGAAUGUUCAGCUCCUCUAGGCAGAAACACCUCUAGUGGGCGUCUCCGUGACUGCCACUAGAGAUGUUACUUGGCAGCAAUGUAAACACUACCUUUUCAAUGAAAAGGCUGAGUUUGCGGUGAAAACCUACAGUCGAUUAUCCAUUUUGCACAUUGCGUGAGCAGUCCCAUUGUCUUGAAAAUAAUUUUUUAAGGAGUGUUUUGUUUUUUUCCGGCUGUAAUUUUGGUGGAUUAAGCAUCAGACCAUCAACUUAAUAUAGGUCUUCAUAUCAGUUCAUGAGUUCAGAUAAGAACAUUCCUCAGAACCAUAACAAAAUGGGGGAUGGCUGAUUGGCUACCCUUGGCCUGCAUUUGUCAAACACAAAGUAACACUGUAUUUUUUUUGUUGAACAGGUAUACAAAGGGCCAGACACUUCAUUCAGUUUUACAAACUUUCAAACAAACUGUGAAUACCGGUUUCGAGUUUGCGCUGGACGACAAUACCAAGAUUCUACAGGAUUGCAGGAAUUAUAUGGACCUUACAGUCCAAGCACCACAUUCUCAUCUCAAAGACAAGAAUUGGUCCUACAGUGUCCAAACACUACCACGGAAUCUACAAAGGCCAAGAGGAAGCCCCUAAGUGAUGAGCAAUUUGCCAUUUUGCUACUGAUGAUGUUUGCAGUAGUGGCUUUCCUGUUUGCCGUUGUUAUUCAGUACUUUGUAAUCAAGUAGAUUUUAUUUGUCUGUUUCAAAAACAACCUGUGCUUUUUUUCUUUUUUUUUUUCUUUCAAUAUUUAUGUUUAAUUAUUCUAAUUAAACUUAUAGGUGGAAAUGAUUGUAUUAUAUAUAAGUGCAUUUCCAUUCUUGCUGCUCACUCAUUGAGAGGCUGGAUCGACUGAAUCCUUCCUACAUGCAAAAACAUAAAGCAUCAUGAAAUUCUUAGAAAGGGAAUUAAAAUCCUGUGUUCUAGAACCGUGGUGUGAAAUGCCUUAAUAGACUCUUAAAUGUCAAGACAGCGCUGUUCGUUUAUGUGGAACCUCUGCUUUUAAAGCACGUCCUUGUUAAAUGUUCAGCUUUCGCAAGUGGUAGUUGACAAAAGGAAUAGUUUGUUCAAAAAAGAAAAGAAUGAUAGGCAUGCAGUUUCCACUCUUCCCUUUGGCCUCACAGGCCUGGCAAUGAAAGGGUGUGCAUAUACGAAAGGCAUUAGGGAAGCUUUUAGGAAAUCGUAGACAAGCACACUGUGAUUUAUUGUAUAAUCAGACGAUGUGAUAUUUGUGAAAUGGAAGUGAAGAAUAGAGAUGUGCGAAUCAAGUUUGCAAACGGACCAGUGGGUCUACAUUUCUUGGCUUUUCCACAUUGAUAUUAGGUUCUAUUAAAAUCCACUUUGCCUCCUUCCGUGUGCUAGACAUUGAAGGGUUUAUUUACUAAACUAUGCUGAAAAGGAAUUUGCUAAAUUUAAGGACAAAAUAAAAAAAGGUAAAACAAAUCCUCCCAGUUCCGUUUUCAAUAUCUCGUUUAGUAAAUAGCCCUCAGUCUUCAUUAGAACGCUGUCACCUUCUGUAAUGAAUACAGAAAAUAGAGCUGUAAUGAAAAACUGACUGUUCUUUCGUGAAACGGACUCGAGAUGGCGUACACUGGUUUUUUGUUUUUUUUUGAGAAUUUUAAGUAACUUCGAUACUGAUAAAACCUGAGAGUUCUGUAUAAUCUUUUAUAAGCUUACAUCUGGUGUGUUUGUGUAAACACAGUGUGUAUGGGUGCAUAUAAUUAUACAUACACUCAUAAAAAAGAGAUACUCCAUGUAGAACUUUCAUUGCAUUUCAGUAAAUCCUUAAAGGGACAGUUAGGCCUACUUUGUUCCAUAAUCACAUGAAUGAAGUCAUCGAUUUGAUUCAUGCCUGUGAUUUGUAAAGUGCCAUAUGGCGUUUCUCAGAGUAACCACCUAUUGCCUAUAACUCCUCCCCUUUCUCUGAUGCGCCAAACCAGCUGUCAAAACGAUAGCAUCAGGAAUAUUGUACAUGUACUCUGUUAGUGCAUGCGCACAGUUUUCUUCUAACAAUAGCUCGUUCAACGAGCCUAUGAUGCCAAAGGAAGGAGAAUACGGCAUUUAUCUGUGAAACACUGCUCUGAACGCAACUCAUUUUUCCUAGACAGGGAUUUUUCAGGAUACUGCUCCUUUAAUGAAUUCAAGUUAUCCACCAUCUGAAUGGUUUAAUGUAGAUUUGCUAUAUUUUUAUAGUAUGUCAUGUUAAAACAAAGCCGUGCUGAUUAUAUGUCUGUAGGAUUAUAAGGGAAACACACCAUUAUUGGUGUAAAAAUGAAUCCUAUAUAUUUUUUUUUUCUUCCUGAAAAAAGAAACUAAUGUUUAUGGAGUUUGGUGCUAAUAAAAUGGGCAUCCUUAAUAUAAUAGCACGGUAAUGUGAAGCAUGACCAUGCAGCUUCUUGCUUCCUACGAAUUCUUUAAAUUAUGUAGUGUACCUUUAAAGCAUUAGCUAAUAUUUCAACUCUUUAAUUGCAAUAUGUCCAAUCCAUUCAAUGUGUGCUAUUUCUGCCUUUUGAAGGGUAAAUAGGCCUUACGAACCCAUGAAGUGUAUGCAAAUCCAUUUCCAUAUGUUGACCUGCUUUGCAUUUCAUUUAUAUGUUAGAGUAAAAAAAAAAUAUAUAUAUAUAUCUAUAUCUAGUUUUCUGUGCUUCUAAAGAACAUAUUGCAGCACUUUCUGAAUAAGCACAGAUUUGUCUUUACGGAGGGGGAAAAAAAGUGCAUUUAUUAUAAAUGUUACACUAUUUAGCUCAAACUGAGCAAAUAAAUGUUUUUAUACUGUCUGUACUCUAAGAUAUAAAUGCCGCACGUUUUUGUUUUUUGUUCUUUACAGAGAUGCCCAUAUGAUGUAUUAUCUACUAACCUAAAUAUUUUUACAAAUAAGAUGUUUUUUUUUGUAAGAAAAUUAUCGUGCUGAUAAAUAUAUAUAAGUAUAUAAAUAUACAUUCCAUCACUUUAUAUUUCAGAUUUUUUUUUUUUUUAGUUCUCACAAUAUGCCAUUGUUAUUUAGAAUAUUUUAUAUCUAUUAAAACAUGGAUUUACAAAUGUGUGAGCAUAAUUUGCAUCAAUUUGACGAUGACUGUUUCUAAUAGUACAUGAGCUAUGGUCCAUUUUAAGAAUAUCUUGUCCGAGUCACUUUUAUUAUAGAAAAUAAAAUCUACAAUAACUCUAUUGUAGCAAAAUAUAGUGUUUAUUUUUCAUGUGAAUUUUUUUCUUUUUUAUCAAAUCCUUAAACAUUUUUGAUUUCCAAACCUUUUGCAGAAAUGCAAAUCAUGUGCUAAAGCCCUUUUUUUUUUUUACCAUUUUAUGUAAUAUGUCACCCUUUUUUUUUUUUAAUGCAUAGUUGGAUGUCUUGUGUAUUUCUCCUGUUUAACAUUAAUUAAUCUAGAAAUUAUGUCUGCAUAUCAACCUGUAUUGCCACUCCCUUUAUAGUAGGCUCGGUGCAAUCGGAAAAAAAAAUGUAAAUUUUUUUUUUUUUCUAGAUAUCUACACUUUGUAUUUGAAUUCUAUUUAUUUUGAUUUAUUAAGUCGCGAAAAAGUAAGGUUUGAAUGUAUUGUUCAAAUUGUAGCAGAAACAAUCAUCUCACGGUGAAAUAAAGUAAUUCCAGUAUUAACCCUUUCUCUGUCAGACCACAGUUCAAUGCUGACCCCUCUCACAGGCAAAGAGUUAAAUGAUCUUGAUGAGUGUCUGCGUGUGUGUCUGUAAAUAUGUUUUUGUACACUUGUUAGUGUCCGCUGUAUACAGACAUGUUUACAUUUUAUUCUGUAUUUGACUAUUUUACAUUUGUUUCUUUUCAUUUAUAAAAAGAUAGACUGUGUCAUCAUUGCCAAAGGAUUUUUUUUUUUUUAUUAUUUCUUAGCGAACAGAUUUUUUUCAAAGACACAUUACUUUAAACCGUCAUUUUUUUCCUUUAUUUUUAAGUUGUUUUCUUGGUUUUUUUUUUCCAUUGUAGACAGCAAUUGUAUUACAGGCUUCAACACGUACUAAAAAUUAUAAUGGUUCAUAGUGCAAAAAAAUAAAGCUACUAUAAUUUACUGAAUUAUUAGCGUACUGCCAUCAGACACUUACUGCUACUUUUUUCAUAGUUUUUUGAUUUUUUUUUUAUCAUUAUUAUUAUUAUUGAGAUUUUUUUUUUACAGACUAUUAUACAUUCCAAAUUUAUGUAAUUUAGUGGAGUCCUUGUUAGAGACAUGUUGCUUUGUAUCUUCAUUGUAAUUUUGAGGUAUCUUCUACAAUAUAAUAAAAUUACCCUGCUUAUGUAUAACUAAAUUGUUACUAUGAAAUAGUUAAUAUAUUUAAUGUCCAAUAAAAAGUAUAAAAAUGUUUAUAGGGGAGUUUGUUUCUUGGGUUGUAGUUUUCAAACUGCAUUUUUAUAAUGCUAUAUUUUUGCAGAACAAGGCUUACCCUGCUGUUAUUCCCCUUAGAACUAAUCUCUCAUGUUUUUAUUUUUUGCCUAAUAAAAUUCUUCUAAUUCUGUCUAAAUGUUGUGUCUUUGUCCCUGGCCUAUACUAACAUAUCCUAUUUUCAGACGACUGUUGUGUAAAUGUAUGGACUUUAUAAAAUUAUAAUACUGCCUGAAUAUUGAUUGGCUACCUCCCACUAUUAAACCUCAUUGGUCGAGAUUUGUG